AUGGUCUCGGUUGUGCUCCUCCUCCUAUCAGGCAUCUCCUUCAGCCUGCGCUACUGGUGCAUCCCUAUAUUGCGACGCUGCCCGCCGUCCCCGACGCAGGUGUCCCAGUUCAGCGUCAUCAUCGAGCAGGGCCUCGCCAUCAUGCUCCCCACGAGCCAGCUCCUCGCCGCCUCGCUGCUAUCCCUGACUCUCCUGACCGCGUACCACCCCAAUCCGGACGUUUCCGGGCUGUGGAGGUGGCAUGCCUUCUCCGUGCUGGUGCUCGUGGUCAUGGGCAGGUGGGAGAAGCGCGCGAUCUUCCCGGUCAACGAGCGGAUUCUUGCUUUCGACCAUGACGUUGGGAUUGGUGAGGGGGCCGGGAAGGGGAAGGGCGGUAGGGAAUAUACCUUGGAGCAAGCAGCGGAGCUGAAGGGAUUGUUGGAUGUCUGGGCUGCCAAGCACCCUUGGAGGAUUGUUGUGCCUCUGACUUGCGGUUUGAUCACUUUUGGGGUGACUAUCUCGCAAACCGUGUAA
This is a messenger RNA of Diaporthe citri, 513 nucleotides long. RefSeq lists its product as uncharacterized. The record is from RefSeq and is a predicted model, not a curated record. The transcript is spliced from 2 exons. Lineage: Eukaryota; Fungi; Ascomycota; Sordariomycetes; Diaporthales; Diaporthaceae. The coding region runs from base 1 to 513 and encodes 170 amino acids.